Molecule: messenger RNA, 13003 nt
Organism: Coregonus sp. 'balchen'
Lineage: Eukaryota; Metazoa; Chordata; Actinopteri; Salmoniformes; Salmonidae
Source: the annotation of a GenBank genome assembly
AUGGAAGGAAACAGCGGAUACCUCUUAUUCACGCGCACCGCAGUGGUUUACGGUUUAAUCCUCAUCAACCCGGGUAAGUUAUACAGAGUAAAAUGUAUCGGUAGCCUCAGGCGCCUCGCUUGUUCAGUGUCUGUGCCCACUGGCGUAGCCAACCUGUAGGCCAACCUGUAGGCUUACCUACCUGGGAAAAUACAAGUGAGAAAGUGAAGCUUUUUAUUCGGCAAAAAAAAAAAGCAUUACGCACAUCCAAACUGUACCCAGUAUAGCCUAUAUGUUGUUAAACUGAAUUAUGGCUUUUUUUUACUUAUCCAAUAGCCAUUGACAAUCAAAGCUCAUCAAAUUAUUUUAUUUUCAUGGAUAGUCCGUUUUGAGUAUUGUCUAUAGAUCCUAAAUACUAUUUUUCUGUAGGUGGCAGGUUUAGUUACUCAACGUCGUUACUGAUUAUGUGAGACAACUUAGCUCCCAGUUAGCCGACUGACGUGAUGUAUAUUGAAUUAAUGGUCCAAGGCCAAUCAUAACUGAUAAAGCCUGAUGAAGUUCAACAGCGGAAUGGCCCAGCAGGACACUUUACACUCAAAUCUACCUCUCUAUCCCCCACCUCUCUGUCUCUCUGUCUCUCUGUCUGUGUCUCUCUCUCUAAGGGGCUUUAUUGGCACGGGAAAUGUGUUUACAUUGCCAAAGCAAGUGAAAUAAACAAUAAACAAAAGUGAGAAGACACAAAACAACAUCAACAAACAAUUAUUAGAAUUUAACAGUAAACAUUGCACUCAAAAAGGUUUUAAAAAAGAUAGACAUUUAAAGUGUUAUAUUAUCAGCUAUGUACAGUGUUUUAGCAAUGUGCAAAUAGUUGUAGUAUGAAUAGUAUGGGAAGAUAAAUAAACAGAUAAAUAUUGGUGGUAUUUACAAUGUUGUUUGUGCUCCACUGUUUGCCCUUUUCUCAUGGCAACGGGCCACAAAUCUUGCUGCUGUGAUGGCACAGCCUAACAGAUAUGGGAGUUUAUCAAUGUUGGAUUUUUUUUUUUAAUUCUUUGUAGGUCUGUGUAAUCUGUGGGAAAUAAAUAUUUCUAAUGUGGUCAUACAUUUGGCAGGAGGUUAGGAAGUGCAGCUCCGUUUCCACCUCAUUUUGUGGGCAGUGGGCACAUAGCCUGUCUUCUCUCGAGAGCGAGGUCUGCCUAUGGUGGCCUCUCUCAAUAGCAAGUCUGAACAUAGUCAAGGAUUUUCUUAAUUUUGGGUCAGUCACAAUGGCCAUUGUGUACUCUCUGUUUAGGGCCAGAUAGCAUUCCAAUUUGCUCUGUUUUUUGGUUGAUUAUUUCCAGUGUGUCAAAUAGUUAUCUUUUUGCUUUUCAUGAUUUGGUUGGGUGUAAUUUUGUUGCUGUCCUGGGGCUCUGUGGGGUCUGUUUGUGUUUGUGAACAGAGCCCCAGAACCAGCUGGCUGAGGGGACUCUUCUCUAGGUUGAUCUCUCUGUAGGUGAGGGCUUUGUGGGGGAAUAUGUGGGCAUCGCUUCCUUUUAGGUGGUUGUAGAAUUUAACAGCUGUUUUCUGGAUUUUGAUAACUAGUGGGUAUAGUCCUAAUUCUGCUCUGCAUACAUUGUUUGGGGUUUUGCAUUGUACACUAAGUAUAUUUUUUUCUGAAUUCUGCAUGCAGAUUCUUAAUUGGGUGUUUGUCCCAUUUUGUGAAUUCUUGGUUGGUGAGCGGACCCCAGACCUCACAACCAUAGAGGGUAGUGGAUUCUAUAACUGUUUGAAAUAUUUUUAGCCAGAUCCUAAUUGGGAUGUCGAGUUUUAUGUUCCUUUUGAUGGCAUAGAAGGCCCUUCUUGCCUUGUCUCUCAGAUCAUUCACAUCCUUAUGGAAGUUACCUGUGGUGUUCAUGUUUAGGCCAAGGUAGAUAGUUCUUUGUGUGCUCUAGGGAAAUGGUGUCUAGAUGCUGCAGACUGUUCUAGUGCCCUCGCCAAUUCAUUGUUAUAUACAUUGAAAAGGGUGGGGCUUAGCUGCAUCUUUCUCUCUCUCACCUCUAUAUAUCUGGUAAUGAUUGUCUCAGCCAUGGUUUUUGAAGUGUUAGGGGUCUCAAUUUCACUCCUGUUCCUGGUCCCUGUGUGCGUGUGACUGUGUCUGUGUGUGUGGUGGAGAGAAGACAUCCCCUGGGAGUGUGGGCGUGAAGGGCAGGUUUAGGGGUACGUCGCUCCAGGCGUGGCCAGAAAAGAGUGUUACCGCUCAGGCGUGGAGGCACCAGGUGCCAAUGGAGGUAGCAGAGAGAGGCCGCAUCACGGCUCAGCGGCAGAAAAGACACAUACACAAACACGCAGCCGAUGCUACUCUGAUCUGCAGGUGCUUGGGGCGACUGUCAGUGGCGCAGAUCCCUCUGGAACCCAUUAGAGAAGCUAUGACCUCACACACACACACACACACACACACACACACACACACACACACACACACACACACACACACACACACACACACACACACCAAGCCUUACCUUGACAGCAUUGGGGUAUUCUGAGGGGGGCAGUGUGUUGACAUCAUUCUUCAGUUGCACCACCUCUGUUGCACCAUGUAAACAAACACUGUAUAGCCUCAAAACAUGGUUUAAACUAUCCUUUUGAUAUCAUUGGACAGUCAGUCCUUGCAUCCAUAGUUUUGUCUAUGAAUUUGAGAGUGGUUCCAUUUCUCCAGCCCCAUCCCUCUGCUUUUUUUUUAACCAACAUUGUGGCUGGGAUGCGCUUUGUUACUGUUUCAACUGCUGAUUGGCCCUUUAAGAUUCCAUCAUUUUAGAGUGGUGCAUAUCUUUCCCAUUCAUUUGGGACUGAGAUAUAGCUGGACCUACAUAACAGUGUGUGUGUGUGUGUGUGUGUGUGUGUGGGGGGGGGGGGGUUCUUUCUCAGCGUUAAGCGAUGACUGGACUCAUGCCCAUGCGGAGGACAAGUUGUUCAAGAGGCUGUUCAUUGGCUAUAACAAGUGGUCCCGCCCCGUACGAAACAUCACCGACGUCGUCAUCGUCAAGUUUGGUCUGUCCAUCGCACAGCUCAUAGACGUGGUAAGACAACUUGCACAUUCAUGUUUUAUACACAUAAUCAAUCACUCCAAUCAAUCCAUCAAUCAAUCAAAUCUGUAUCCAUCCUCAGGAUGAGAAGAACCAGAUGAUGACCACCAACGUGUGGCUGAAACAGGUUAGGACACUUGUUCUAUUCUAUUAGUGGCUGAAACAGGUUAGAACGGUUCUAUUUUAUUGAUGGCUGAAACAAGUUAGAACACUGUUCUAUUCUAGUAGUGGCUGAAACAGGUUAGAACACUGUUCUAUUCUAUUAGUGGCUGAAACAGGUUAGAACACUGUUCUAUUCUAUUAGUGGCUGAAACAGGUUAGAACACUGUUCUAUUCUAUUAGUGGCUGAAACAGGUUAGAACACUGUUCUAUUCUAUUAGUGGCUGAAACAGGUUAGGACACUUGUUCUAUUCUAUUAGUGGCUGAAACAGGUUAGAACACUGUUAUAUUCUAUUAGUGGCUGAAACAUGUUAGAACACUGUUCUAUUCUAGUAGUUGCUGAAACAGGUUAGAACACUGUUCUAUUCUAUUAGUGGCUGAAACAAGUUAGAACACUGUUCUAUUCUAUUAGUGGCUGAAACAGGUUAGAACACUGUUCUAUUCUAUUAGUGGCUGAAACAUGUUAGAACACUGUUCUAUUCUAUUGGUGGCUGAAACAGGUUAGAACACUGUUCUAUUCUAUUGGUGGCUGAAACAGGUUAGAACACUGUUCUAUUAUAUUAGUGGCUGAAACAGGUUAGAACACUGUUCUAUUCUAUUAGUGGCUGAAACAGGUUAGAACACUGUUCUAUUCUAUUAGUGGCUGAAACAUGUUAGAACACUGUUCUAUUCUAUUAGUGGCUGAAACAGGUUAGAACACUGUUCUAUUCUAUUAGUGGCUGAAACAGGUUAGAACACUGUGCUAUUCUAUUGGUGGCUGAAACAAGUUAGAACACUGUUCUAUUCUAUUAGUGGCUGAAACAGGUUAGAACACUGUUCUAUUCUAUUGGUGGCUGAAACAGGUUAGAACACUGUUCUAUUCUAUUGGUGGCUGAAACAGGUUAGAACACUGUUCUAUUCUAUUGGUGGUCUGAAAACAGGUUAGAAACACUGUUUCUAUUCUAUUAGUGGCUGAAACAGGUUAGAACACUGUUUCUAUUUCUAUUGGUGGCUGAAACAGGUUAGAACACUGUUCUAUUCUAUUGGUGGCUGAAACAGGCUAGAACACUGUUCUAUUCUAUUGGUGGCUGAAACAUGUUAGAACACUGUUCUAUUCUAUUGGUGGCUGAAACAGGUUAGAACACUGUUCUAUUCUAUUGGUGGCUGAAACAAGUUAGAACACUGUUCUAUUCUGUUAGUGGCUGAAACAGGUUAGAACACUGUUCUAUUCUAUUAGUGGCUGAAACAGGUUAGAACACUGUUCUAUUCUAUUAGUGGCUGAAACAGGUUAGAACACUGUUCUAUUCUAUUAGUGGCUGAAACAGGUUAGAACACUGUUCUAUUGUAUUGGUGGCUGAAACAGGUUAGAACACUUGUUCUAUUCUAUUGGUGGCUGAAACAGGUUAGAACACUUGUUCUAUUCUAUUAGUGGCUGAAACAGGUUAGAACACUGUUCUAUUCUAUUAGUGGCUGAAACAGACAAGAUUAGACUUACAUUCUAUUAUCUCUCUUAGGGUUGCAAAAUUCCAGUACAUUUCCAAAAAUUCCCUGGUUUUCCAGAAAUCCUUGUUGGAGUCACGAGGGAAUCAGCAGGACAUUCGGGAACAUCUAACCAGGAUUUCUGGAAAACCAGGGAAUUUUUGGAAAUGUACUGGAAUUUUGCAACCCCACAUUGUCUCUACUUUCCUCAGUGUCUAUGGCUGCAUUUACACAGGCAGCCCAAUUAUUGGUCAAAAUGUGGCUGCCUGUGUAAACGCAGCCAAUGACAUUCAGAACGCAUGGAGAAAGCUCCUGAGAUUAUGGAAACUUUUAAGGAUUCUUGUGGUUAACCCCUCCACGUAGUCCCGUGUAGCUCAGUUGGUAGAGCAUGGCGUUUGCAACGCCAGGGUUGUGCGUUCGAUUCCCAUGGGGGGCCAGUAUGAAAAUGUAUGCACUCACUAACUGUAAGUCGCUCUGGAUAAGAGCGUCUGCUAAAUGACUAAAAUGAAAAUGUAAAAUGAGUGGAGUGACUUUAAUCGUAUCGUGUGUGUGUGUGUGUGUGUGUGUGUGUGUGUGUGUGUGUGUGUGUGUAGGAGUGGAGUGACUAUAAGCUGCGGUGGCGUCCGUCUGACUACGACAACGUAACGUCCAUUAGAGUACCCUCUGAACUCAUCUGGUUGCCUGACAUCGUCCUCUAUAACAAGUCAGUAACACACACACACACACACUCACGCUCAAUGAUGUGAAGUGAUCAAUAAGUUGUGUAGGAGGAUUCUGUGGUUCUAUAGUUGUGUAGGAAGAGGGAGUAAUCUGUGGUUCUAUAAACAGUAUCAAUCACAUGUAUUUAUUUAUAAAGCCCUUUUUACAUCAGCAGAUGUGACAAAGUGCUUUUACAGAAACCCAGCCUAAAACCCCAAACAGCAAGCAAUGCAGAUGUAGAAGCACGGUGGCUAGGAAAAACUCCCUAGAAAGGAAAGGAAUUUAGGAAGAAACCUAGAGAGGAACCAGGCUCUGAGGGGUGGCCAGUCCUCUUCUGGCUGUACUGGGUAGAGAGGAACCAGGCUCUGAGGGGUGGCCAGUCCUCUUCUGGCUGUGUCGGGUGGAGUGGCCAUUAAGGCCAGAUUGUACUUCAAGAUGUUCAAACGUUCAUAGAUGACCAGCAGGGUCAAAUAAUAAUCACAGUGGUUGUAGAGGGCGCAACAGGUCAGUACCUCAAGAGUAAAUGACAGUUGGCUUUUCAUAGCCAAUAGAGAGGUAUACUUUCUGGGUGAUUUAAAUAUUGACUGGCUUUCAUCAGGCUGCCCUCUCAAGAGAAAGCUUCAAACUGUAACCAGUGCCUGCAACCUGGUUCAGGUUAUCAAUCAACCUACCAGGGUAGUUACAAACAGUACAGGAAUGAAAUCAUCAACAUGUAUUGAUCAUAUCUUUACUAGUGCUGCAGAAAUUUGUUUGAAAGCAGUAUCCAAAUCCAUCGGAUGUAGUGAUCACAAUAUAGUAGCCAUAUCUAGGGAAAACCAAAGUUCCAAAGGCUGGGCCUAAUAUAGUGUAUAAGAGGUCAUACAAUACGUUUUGUAGUGAUUCCUAUGUUGUUGAUGUGAACAAUAUUUGUUGGUCCGUGGUGUGUAAUGACGAGCAACCAGAUGCUGCACUUGACACAUUAAUGAAAUUGAUUAUCCCAGUUACUAAUAAGCAUGCACCCAUUAAGAAAAUGACUGUAAACACUGUUAAAUCCCCGUGGAUUGAUGAGGAAUUUAAAAAUGGUAUGGUUGAGAGGGAUGAGGCAAAAGAGAUGGCAAAUAGGUCUGGCUGCACAACCGAUUGGCAAACGUACUGCAAAUGUGACUAAACUGAAUAAAAAGAAGAAAAUAAACUACACUAUGAAACAAAGAUAAAUGACAUAAAGAAUGAUAGUUAAAAGCUUUGGAGCGCGUUAAAUGAAAUUUUGGGCAAAAACACAAACUCUGCUCAAUCGUUUAUUGAAUCAGAUUGCUCAUUCAUCACAAAACCCACUGAUAUUGCAAACUACUUUAAUGAUUUUUUCAUUGGCAAGAUUAGCAAAUUUAGGCAUGACAUGCCAGCAACAAACACUGACACUACACAUCUAAGUAUAUCUGACCAAAUUAUGAAAGACAAACAUUGUAAUUUUGAAUUCCGUAAAGUAAGUGUGAAAGAGGUGAAAAAAAGUAUUAAUGAAAGAUCAACAAUGACAAGCCACAGGGGUCUGACAACUUGGAUGGAAAAUUAGUGAGGAUAAUAGCUGACAAUAUUGCCACUCCUAUUUGCCAUAUCUUCAAUUUAAGCCUACUAGAAAGUGUGUGUCCUCAGGCCUGGAGGGAAGCAAAAGUCAUUCCGCUACCUAAGAAUAGUAAAGUCUCCUUAACUGGCUCAAAUAGCCGACCAAUCAGCCUGUUACCAACCCUUAGUAAACUUUUGGAAGAAAUGUGUUUGACCAGAUAAAAUGCUAUUUUACAGUAAACAAAUUGACAACAGACUUUCAGCACGCUUAUAGGGAAGGAUAUUCAACAAGCACAGCACUGACACAAAUGACUGAUGAUUGGCUGAGAGAAAUUGAUGAUUAAAAUAUUGUGGGGGCUGUUUUGUUAGACUUCAGUGCGGCUUUUGACAUUAUCGAUCAUAGCCUGUUGCUGGGAAAACGUAUGUGUUAUGGCUUUACACCCCCUGCUAUAUUGUUGAUAAAGAGUUACCUGUCUAACAGAACACAGAGGGUGUUCUUUAAUGGAAGCCUCUCCAUCAAAAUCCAGGUAGAAUCAGGAAUUCCCCAGGGCAGCUGUCUAGACCCCUUUCUUUUUUCAAUCUUUACUAACGACAUGCCUUUGAGUAAAGCCAGUGUGUCUAUGUACGUGGAAGACUCAACACUAUACAUGUCAGCUACCACAGCAACUGAAAUGACUGCAACAUUUAACAAAGAGCUGCAGUUAGUUUCAGAAUGGGUGGCAAGGAAUAAGAGUCCUAAAUAUUUCAAAAACUGAAAGCAUUGUAUUUGGGACGAAUCAUUUACUAAACCCUAAAUCUCAACUAAAUCUUGUAAUGAAUAAUGUGGAAAUUGAGGAGUUGAGGAGACUAAAUUGCUUGGAGUCACCCUGGAUUGUAAACUGUCAUGGUCAAAACAUAUUGAUGCAAUGGUAGCUAAGAUGGGGAGAAGUCUGUCCAUAAUAAAGCGCUGCUCUGCAUUCUUAACAGCACUAUCAACAAGGCAGGUCCUACAGGCCCUAGUUUUGUCACACCUGGACUACUGUUCAGUCGUGUGGUCAGGUGCCACAAAGAGGGACUUAGGAAAUUUGCAAUUGGCUCAGAACAGUGCAGCACGGCUGGCCCUCAGAUGUACACAGAGAGCUAUCAUGUCUCUCCUGGUUCAAAGUGGAGGAGAGAUUGACUUCAUCACUACUUGUAUUUGUGAGCGGUAUUGACAUGUUGAAUGAACCGAGCUGUCUGUUUGAACUACUGGCACACAGCUCGGACACCCCAUGCAUACCCCACAAGACAUGCCACCAGAGGUCUCUUCACAGUCCCCAAGUCCAGAACAGACUAUGGGAGGUGCACAGUACUACAUAGAGCCAUGACUACAUGGAACUCUAUUCCACAUCAGGUAACUGAUGCAAGCAGUAAAAUCAGAUUUUAAAAAACAUAUACAAAUACACCUUAUGGAACAGCGGGGACUGUGAAGCAACACAAACAUAGACACAUGCAUACAAACACACACUAUAACAUACGCACUAUACACACAUGUACACAUGGAUGAUUUGUUGUAGAUAUGUGGGAGUGGAGUAGGGGCCUGAGGGCACACACUUAAUAUGUUGUGAAAUCUGUUAUGAAUGUAUUGUAAUGUUUUUCAAAUGUAUAACUGCCUUCAUUUUGCUGCCUUGGCAGCAGCUAAUGGGGAUCCAUAAUAAAUACAAAUCUGUGGUUCUAUAGUUGUGGUUCUAUAAACAGUAAUGUGGUUCUAUAGUUGUGGUUUUAUAAAGCAGUAAUCUGUGGUUUUAAUAGUUGUGGUUCUAUAAACUAAUCUGUGGUUCUAUAAAGCAGUAAUCUGUGGUUCUAUAGUUGUGGUUCUAUAAACUAAUCUGUGGUUCUAUAGUUGUGGUUCUAUAAACGUAAUCUGUGGUUCUAUAGUUGUGGUUCUAUAAACAGUAAUCUGUGGUUCUAUAGUUGUGAUUCCAUAAAACAGUAAUCUAUGCUUUUAUAGUUGUGGUUCUAUAAAGAAGUACUCUGUGGUUCUAUAGUUGUGGUUCUACAAACAGUAAUUUGUGGUUCUAUAAAGCAGUAAUCUGUGGUUCUAUAGUUGUGGUUCUAAAAAACACUUUCUCACCACCAGUUGUAAAAACAAGGCUGUCUUGCAUCAGACAGUCGUAUCCCCCCCCCCGGCAGAAGAACACAUCACACAGAAUUCAUCAUCAACAUUCACAUAUCAUUCCAACGCUCCUUAAACGAGCAUCGCCUAGGGUUCCUUUGCUCACGUUUGAUUUCUAGAAUAAUGAAGCAACUUGUUUUAGUCUUGUAUUUAGAGUCUAUUGUGAAUGUUUUAGAAUAAGGCAGGAAGUGGUAUUAAGACUAGACACACCUGGUCUAAAGAGUCUUCCUCCCCCUCUUUCUAUCAUCUUCUUCUCCCUCCCUCCCUCUCUCCCACCCUCUCUCCCUCCCUCUCUCCCGCCCGCCCUCUCUCCCGCCCUCCAUCUCUCUCUCCCUCUCUCCCGCCCGCCCUCUCUCCCGCCCUCCCUCUCUCCCUACCUCCCUCUCUCUCUCCCGCCCUCCCUCUCUCCCGCGCUCUCUCCCUCUCUCUCUCUCCCCAGUGCGGAUGGUGAGUUUGCGGUGACCCACAUGACCAAGGCUCAUCUGUUCCAUAGUGGUGAUGUGCGCUGGGUUCCCCCGGCCAUCUAUAAGUCCUCCUGCUCUAUAGACGUCACCUUCUUCCCCUUCGAUCAGCAGAACUGUAAGAUGAAGUUUGGCUCCUGGACCUACGACAGAGCUAAAAUAGAUCUGGAGCCUAUAGGGGAUACUGUUGAUCUGAAAGUAGGUGCUGCACACACACACACACACCACACACACACACACAGAUUUACACACACACACAGAUUUACACACACACAUGCAGAGACACACACAGAUUUACACACACACAGAUUUACACACACACAUGCAGAGAAACACACACAGAUUUACACACACACAUGCAGAGAGACACACACAGAUUUACACACACACAUGCAGAGACACACACAGAUUUACACACACACACGCAGAGACACACACAGAUUUACACACACACAUGCAGAGAAACACACACAGAUUUACACACACACAUGCAGAGAAACACACACAGAUUUACACACACACAUGCAGAGAAACACACACAGAUUUACACACACACAUGCAGAGAAACACACACAGAUUUACACACACACAUGCAGAGAGACACACACAGAUUUACACACACACAUGCAGAGAGACACACACAGAUUUACACACACACAUGCAGAAACACACACAGAUUUACACACACACAUGCAGAGAGACACACACAGAUUUACACACACACAUGCAGAGAAACACACACAGAUUUACACACACACACGCAGAGACACACACAGAUUUACACACACACAGAUUUACACACACACAUGCAGAGACACACACAGAUUUACACUGACGCAGCUAGAGACACAAACACACCCCCCCCCCCCCCCCCCCCCCCCCUAGCCCCUGCUGUGUCUCUGUUUCUGCUCCAGGACUACUGGGAGAGUGGCGAAUGGGCUAUAGUGAACGCAGUGGGAACCUACAACACUAAGAAGUAUGACUGUUGCCAUGAGAUCUACCCUGAUAUAACCUACUACUUCAUGAUCAGACGCCUGCCUCUAUUCUACACUGUCAAUCUCAUUAUCCCUUGCCUCCUCAUCUCCUGUCUCACUGUCCUGGUGUUCUAUCUGCCUUCUGACUGCGGAGAGAAGAUCACCCUGUGUAUUUCUGUCCUCCUCUCUCUCACCGUCUUCCUCCUGCUCAUCACUGAGAUUAUCCCGUCCACCUCCCUGGUGAUUCCUCUCAUCGGGGAGUAUCUCCUCUUCACCAUGAUCUUCGUCACUCUGUCCAUUGUUAUAACGGUGUUUGUCCUGAACGUCCACCAUCGUUCCUCUGCUACUCACACGAUGCCUCGCUGGGUUCGGACACUCUUCCUGUCUGCCAUUCCCCGGUGGCUCUGCAUGAAACGACCCCCGCCUGACCUCAGGAGGAGGGGCCUAGCCGACAAACUCCACCCCGUUGGAACCUUCAGAACGCCUGGUCCCUCCCACUCUUCGUCGUAUUCCACAGCCCACACCUGGCUCAUGCGGGAGUCCGAUGUUGAUCUCCAUGGUGACGAGGAUGUGAUUCGCCAUGGUUACUCGGAUACGGAGAUGGACUCUGGGUUAGGGGGGAGGUUGAGGUUAGGGGUGGGGCUGAGCCUUCCCCCCUCCUUUUCCUUCCCCCCUCCCUCUCCCCGCCUGCCCGGCUACACCCCCCUCAUCCCCCAGACUCACACCACCCAGCGGCCCCCCAAGCUGAGUCUGACCCCAGACUGGGGACUUCACUCCCCCAGGUCCUGAUGUUGGUAUGGCCCCAGCCCCAGCCCCAGCCCUGUCCCCUGCAGUGUUACGAGCCCUGGAGGGGGUGACCUACAUCGCUGAACACCUCAGAGCCGAGGACCAAGACAUCUCUGUGAGACCCCUACUGCACCACACAGGGAACUACAACACCCUACUGCAAUCAAAUCAAAUCAAACUUUAUUUGUAGAGCCCAUUUAUUAAAAGAGGAUUCAUUUCAAAGUGCUUAACAAAUAAAAUAAUACAAUGAGACAAAUUAACCUAGUAAAACAAUAAAAUAACAGUGGACAUGAGACUAAUGCAUUCAAAUAAAUAAGAUACAUAGAAUGGAUGGUAUGACUUAAACCACCCUAAGUAAAAGCACAGCUAAAAAGGUCCUAAGAUAUUUAUUUAAAAUGUCAACAGUUUCUAAGGCCCUCAGAUCUUCCGCCGGGCUGUUCCACAGCCAGUUCACACCAGAUCCACUUCAGUAUUCGACAUUUGUCCAGGUCAUCAGGAGAUUGUCUGCAAUACCGUCCACUAGGGGCAACGUGAGCACCUACUAACCAUAUAGAAGGCUCCCGGCUUGCUAGGGUGCUGUGGAUGGGGAUAGAGGAGGGGCUUAAACCCAGUGCUAGGCACUCAUUGAACCGCGAUCCUCAGAGCCGUAGCUCGUGGUUUAAGUGCUUGGUACUCAUUUAUUUUCUGUUUUAACCCUAUCCCAAACCUUAACCCUUACCUUAACCAGUCGGACUUAAUGCCUAAACUUGAGUUUUUAAGUUUAUGGACAAACGUUGAAUACUGAAGUGAGACUGUGAGAUCUUGUUGGUGCCAGGACCAUAGUGACUGAAGGCCGACUCACCAAAACAAUUAAAAGACCAGAAGAUCUGAGGGACUGACCACACAGAGAACUACAACUCCCUACUGUACCACACAGAGAACUACAACUCCCUACUGCACCACACAGAGAACUACAACUCCCUACUGCACCACACAGAGAACUACAACUCCCUACUGUACCACACAGAGAACUACAACUCCCUACUGUACCACACAGAGAACUACAACUUCCUACAGACCAACAACAAGAGUUAGGGUACAUAGAGAGCAACAUGUAGAAUCUGCAUCACACGGAGAACUACAACUCCCUACUGUACCACACAGAGAACUACAACUCCCUACUACACCAUACUGAGAACUAUAACUACCUACUGCACCACACAGGAAACUACAACUCCCUACUGCACCACACAGGGAACUAUCACUCCCUACUGUACCACACAGAACUACAACUCCCUACUGUACCACACAGAACUACAACUCCCAACUGUACCACAGAACUACAACUCCCAACUGUACCACACAGAACUACAACUCCCAACUGUACCACACAGAGAACUACAACUUCCUACUGUACCACACAGAACUACAACUCCCAACUGUACCACACAGAACUACAGCUCCCAACUGUACCACAGAACUACAACUCCCUACUGUACCACAGAACUACAACUCCCUACUGACCAACAACACACGAGUUAGGGGAGAUGGAGCGCGAGGGAGACAACUAAGUAGAAUCUGUCUCUGGAUUUGUGUUUUGUGGUCUUUUUUUACAAUGUUAACCUGUGUGUGGUUUGUGUGUGUGUCCAGGUGAAGGAGGACUGGAAGUACGUUGCUAUGGUGAUCGAUCGUAUCUUCCUGUGGAUGUUCAUCAUCGUGUGUCUCCUGGGAACCAUCGGAUUGUUCUUACCACCCUGGCUGGCCGGCAUGAUCUAG